AUGUCCGCCGCCGAAGCAAAUGCGUUCAUUCAGGAGGUCUGGGGCUUGCAGGGUGCUGCCUAUCUCGUGGUCGGAUUACGAUAUUACAGCCGAGCCUCUACAUUGGGGUGGCGGAAGUUUGCUUGGGAUGAUGCUCUGAUGCUUCUGGCAAUCCUGGUAUAUACUGCGGAAUCAGUGGCGGCAUAUUUUGUCGUUGCGUACUGGAAAGGGUUUGCAAACAAUGGCAUGACCGACGACCAACGAGCUGCUCUAGAUCCAACAUCGCCAGAGUGGCUCUUGCGUGUCAACGGCUCCAAGACACAUGUCAUUGGCCUUCUACUAUACACAACUCUGCUAUGGUUACUGAAGGCUUGUUGGGUAGUUUACUACUCUCGUCUUACUGAUGGGGUUCACAAGAUGAAGCGAGUCAUCUUCUGGGCUAUGAUUAUCAUGCCCAUAACCUACGUUGCAUGUCUGUUGGUCGCAUUCAUGAAAUGCAUUCCGUUUCAGAAUCAAUGGCAGAUCAACCCUUCACCUGGGAACUCUUGCAUGCCUGCCGUUUCUAUAUUGCAAACCACCUUUGUCAUGGCCAUGAAUACAGUAACAGACUUUUACCUGAUGGCUAUUCCGCUUCCUAUGGUGUGGAAGUCCCAUCUGCCCUGGAGGAAGAAGGUGACUCUCAUGAUCAUGUUCAGCGGUGGCUUCCUCGAGAUGACGUUCGGUAUCCUUCGUUGCGUCUCGAUCCUUACAGUUGGCGACACCGAUCCCGCUCAAUCAGGCUACUGGUCUGUCCGAGAAUCUUUCGUUUCCGUAGUCCUUACCAACAUGCCCAUGGUCUACCCCCUCUUCAAAAGCGUCAUCGACAAGAGCCGCAAUGCGAGUACCAACAAAAGUGGCGCCAUGGGUGACAGCCAGGGAUACCGCUUGGGCAGCUACCCAGGCAAGCAGGGACCCCGAAGCCACCCUCUUUCCAUUCCAAACGAGACGACGUGGGGAUCAGACGAACACAUAGUCUCUAGCAGUGUGGAGAAGAACAUUGCCGGUGGCGAGGAAGCCUCAAUUGGCUCUACGGAUAAGCCUCAGAGCCCUUACUUGCCUCAAGGAUCGAACAUUGCGGAAGUUGCAGCAGAACCCGUCAACAACAAUCGGCAAUCAAUGAGAGCAAGGCGUAAUCAACCUGAUGUUGACCCCAACAAGAUUGUCGUCACAACGGAAUACACUAUUUCGAGGGCAACGCCUGACCCGCAUGGGCCUAGGAUGGGGAGAUACUAA
Molecule: messenger RNA, 1251 nt
Organism: Colletotrichum costaricense
Lineage: Eukaryota; Fungi; Ascomycota; Sordariomycetes; Glomerellales; Glomerellaceae
Exons: 7
Coding region: 1-1251 (416 amino acids)
Source: RefSeq, a predicted model, not a curated record